AUGGUCAUAGCACAUGCUCUAGUUGAAUUAGUACAAAUAAAAAAACUUUUAUAUGCUGUACGAACAUCUAAUUAUAAUGAAGUAAGACAUAUUUGUGAGAAAGGUGUUGAUGGACUUAUUAAUUAUAAUAACCCGACUGAUGGUGAAACACCAUUGUUAGUUGCUGUGAAGAAAAAUGAUGAGGUUAUGAUGCAAUGCCUUAUUGAUCUUGGUGCAAACCCCAAUGUAACUGAUUUUAAGGGUCGAACACCACUAAUGCGUGCAGCUGAACAUGGAUUUGUCGAAGCUGUACAAACAUUACUCAAUGCAAAUGCUAAAACAAAUAUACGAGAUCUCAAUGGAAACGAUAUUCUUUUUGCUUGUCUUUCUAAUGGUACACUUCGACAACAAGAAUGUUUUUCUAUCAUUAUGUCUAAACGAACGCCCGAUGUCAAUGGAAUGACAACAAUGGGUAAACCAGUAUUAGUAGCUGCUUGUGAAAAUGGAGUGAUCAUGGAAAAAAUUUGUUUGACAUUACUUGAAAGAGGUGCUGAUGUUAAUGCUAUUGAUAGAGAAACAGGCACAACAGCUUUACAUGCUGCUUGUGCUUCGGGUUCAGUAAAAGUAGUACGUGAACUUUUGCAACGAAAAGCUAAUGUAAAUGCUCAAGAUGUUCAUCAGCAAACACCUGCUCAUGCUGCUAUAACAUCUAAAGUAUUCGAACUUUUACCAAUUCUUUCGGCUUAUAAUGUUCGUUUUGAUCUUGCUGAUGAAUCAUUAAAUACACCAGUUCAUUUAGCUGCCAUGUUAAAUCAAGGUAAAGCAAUAAAAUUUAUGAUUCAACGUGGUGGUACUACUAAAACUAAAAAUGUUGACAAUCAAUUACCAAUUAAACUUGCAACUAUAUGGAAAAAUAUAGAUGCUAAAAAAAAUAUUCGUUUAGUUGAAAAAAAACAAUAUAACAGAAAAAUAAUCUCACCUAAAUCAAAUCCAAAUCGUGAUUAUAAAAUUCAUUUUUAUGAUUGGUUACAAGAAAGAUAUGAUCGACUUUUACGUCGAUUUCGUCAAAUAGAAAAUGUUAGUACUCAUCGAAUUACAUCCAAUGAUUUUAAACAAAUUAUUCAAGAAGAAGGUUUUACUCAAAUAACAUCUGAUGAUCUUUAUGAUCUUAUUAUUCGACAUGAAACAAAUCCAAAUGAAAUUGAUUAUCAAACAUUUCUAUCUGGAAAAUUAUUUAUUGAAAAACCAUUUCUUAUGCAAGCAUUUAUUCAAAAAAAAAAUAAAACGAAAAAUAAAAAAACGAAAAAAACAAAAAAACAACUAGCAAUUCCAAUAGCAAUACGUCAUGAAGGACCACGAACAUCACAUGGCAAUCCACCGUUAGUUUACAUUAAAAAACAUCAAUUUAUUACCGAUCAAAGUCGAUUUAAUCGUGAUCAAAUUCCAAAACAUAUCAUUAAUGAUGAUUCAGUAUAUUAUAUCGACAAAAUCGAUCCUCAAUUUGUACAUAUUAAUAAUGCUGUUUAUCGAGGUGAUUUACAUACACUUCUUGAUGCAUUCAAAUCAGGAGUCCCAGUAGAUAUUCGAGAUAAAUUUUACAAAACGCCAUUGAUGAUUGCUGCUGCAAAUGGUGAUUUAGAAACAACGAAAUUUCUUCUUCAAUGUGAUGCAAAUGUACAUCUUGAAGAUCAUUUUAAAUGGACAGCACUUCACCAUGCUGCUAACUCAGGUCAAUUAAGUGUUGUUCGUGCUCUUGUCGAUGCUGGAGCUAAGAUCAAUCAUGAGUCGUUAACAUUAGCUACACCACUUAGUCGUGCUAUUGAAAAUUCAUCCCUUGAUAUUGUAAAUUAUCUUGUUCAAAAAAAUGCUAAUGUUCGACAUGAAAAUGUCACACGUAUGUAUAUUGAUCUGAUGCAUAACAAUAUUUUUCAACUUAAUAGAAUCGUACAUGAAUUUUAUGGAAUACUUAAUAUAGAACGUAAUUUACUUGAUUUGGCUGCUGACUUUGCUUCACCACAAGUAUUCAAUACUAUUCGAACGAUAUAUGAACGCAAAGGAAACAAAAAAAGUAAUCAACAAUCGAAAACUCGUCGAAAACCAAGUACUAAUACAAAAAAAAACAAAAAUGCCGAAGCGCCAGUUACUGGUAUAAAGCCAGUCAAGCUGGAAGUACCACUACCACGACGUGGUUCAUUACUUAUUGCUGAAGAAAAAUUGAUGUCAUUGAAUGAUACAUUUGAAUCCAUUACAUAUCAUCCAUUGAUUAAAUGGACUGAUCAACCAACUACUGAAGAAUUACUUAAUAAAAAGAUCAAUCUUAGAAAUCAAUUUACAAUGAAUAUUGAUUUUCCCGAUUACAAACCUCCAUUAUUAGCAAAUGCUCAAGUUAAAUUAGAACGCUUAGAAGUACUUGAUCGACGUUUAAAGACUUCAUAG
Messenger RNA from Rotaria sp. Silwood1, 2415 nucleotides. NCBI's taxonomy places the organism in Eukaryota, Metazoa, Rotifera, Eurotatoria, Philodinida, Philodinidae. The record is from the annotation of a GenBank genome assembly.